AUGGAUACGGCCGGGAGCGGUGCAGUUCCGGUAGUGGCGAGACGGCGCCGCCGGGCAGCCAGACAGCAGCGUGAAUCAACGCCGGAUCCGACGCGCGAUGGCAGUGUUGGAAGUCAGUCGAACUCUUGUGACGAUCAGAGCGGUUCCGAAUCGGCCCGCGGCCGUAGCACGGUCGAGAGCAGUCCGUCCUCUUCGAAGAAAAGUUUGAUCGAGCGGGCGAUCGAGUACGGUAGCUCGCAUCGGAACAAAAUACUGGCCCGCAAGGAGAAGAAACUGUCCAGCGCUGUGGCACCGCGGAGCCGAUCGGUGCCGCGCGAUGAGGGCGAUGUACCGAGCAGUCCGGAAAUAUUCUCACUAUUAAGGCGAGCCAAGCGAAGUCUAUCGGCGGCACGUAAACCAAAAACGGAUGAUUCCAGCGAUGGCGGUCGCAUCUCCGACACAGAGGUUCGCAAGCGACGCGAACGUAUUGAACGCUUCCAGAGCGAACGAUCACGCGAAAAUGCCGAUGGAACACCAGCCGCACCGUUACAAGCGAAUCUGCAACGAUUCAACGAAGAGCGGCGUAAAUUUGAACUGGAAAAGUUGAAAUUCUUGCAGGAAAAGCGUGAACUCGAUCGAAUGCGACUGAGGCGCUUCGAGAAGUAUCGUGAAGAAUUGCUUGAGGAGCAGAGCCGCAAGCUAAAGGUCAAACUGCAGGAGGAGCGUGCUAAAAGCAUCGAAGCCACUCCGUUGCCACCGUUGGCACCGUCCGUAGCACACCGCAGCCGUACCCCAACACGACCGUCCGAUAGCCUGUCACCGGUCGUUGGCAAAAAGAAGAUACUGAUCCUACCGAAGGCCCGCUCGUCGAGCCGGUCUGCAUCGACCAGCGAAGAUGAGGGACGUCUGUCGUCCGACGAGGGAAAGAAGCAAACGAUCCGUCGUCGGUUUUCACCUCGCAAGCCGAAACGAUCGCGAUCGUCAAAGCUUGAACCGGGCGCUAGACGUGCACCGCCCCGCACGGAUGGGAUAACAUCGCCCGAAUCGGAGUUACCUUCAGAUUUUCAACCGGAAGAGCCAGAGAUCCAGAAUCGGCGCGAUUCUCCGGAGCCCGAAAUGGUGCUCACACACAGACGAGCUGGCGGACAGGAGGAAGAAAAAAAGCAGGUGGAGAUUGAACCAUCAAAAGCAACUCCAGUGGAAGACUCCAAAACUGAAGAUGUCUCAGAAGUAAAGAGUGAAGAAAAGCAAGCGAUUGAAGUUGACGAGGAUGUGACACUUGAGGAAAAUGGUCUAAAGGUACGCCAACGACGUAGGCCUCUUGUGCUGUACGCAGAGCAACCCGGUGAAGUCUUCACCUGGAGACAGCUCGCCCAAGAGUGGUAUGAAAUGUGGCAAGACUUCCUGGACGAUCAGCCGGAAGAGAUCGUCCGGAUGCGCAUACAGGUGAACCACUGUUUGUUUUACUUCGCCGUAAUGGUUGUACUGUGCGGUGUCGGAGGUAUUGCGUUCCGGUUGACCGAGGGCACGUUCGAGUCACAGUACAAGUGUGGAGUUAAGCGCGUCAAACGAGAAUUCAUCGAUCAGCUUUGGCUUUCUAGUCACAAUCAAAGGGAAGAGGACUGGAAGUUAACGGCACGGAAUCGUUUGCGCAAGUUUGAGGAAGAGUUACAGAUUGCUUUCGAAGCGGGAAUGAAGACGUACAGCGGUAAUACGGCGUGGAACUUUGUAAAUGGCGUGAUCUACUCGCUUACGGUGGUGUCAACGAUCGGCUAUGGACACAUUUCACCAUCAACGACAACGGGUCGAGCGCUUACAAUUUUAUACGCAAUCAUCGGUAUACCCAUCUUCCUGAUUGUAUUGGCCGACUUUGGCAAGCUAUUCACGAGGGGUAUCAAGUUCAUGUGGGCCUAUGUGCGACGUCUAUACUAUACUGGUUCCUUCCGAAAGGUCCGGAAGACGGCACAGGUGCAGGAAGUGAUGAAAGGGCUGAACGUUGUGUACGAUAUGGUUCGGCGACCCAGUACAGACAAUGAACUGCAAGGUGCAACGACCACAACUGCUGUUCCAGUACAGCCGCCACAGCCUCCACAACCUCCACAGCCACAACCUUCGCAAAGACCACCAUCGGAAGCGCAACCAGUCGGUGGCACCGGCAUCGAGACCAUCCCCAUCCCGGACACGCCGACCACUCCCGUACCGGAAACCUUUGAGAUAGACGACGAGUUCAAUCUUCCAAUAUCGGUCGCGAUCGUCAUUUUGGUUGCGUACAUGCUGUUCGGUGCCAACAUCUACUGCCGGUGGGAAAACUGGAGCUUCUUCGAGGCGUUCUACUUUGUGUUUAUCUCGAUCUCGACGAUCGGGUUCGGUGACUACGUACCGCAGCAUCCGAUCUACAUGAUGUGCAGCAUACUGUACCUCAUCUUCGGGCUCGCCCUCACGUCUAUGUGCAUCAACGUGGUGCAGCUGAAGUUGAGUGAUAGCUUCCGCCAGGCAAGUGCCAAGAUUGGUGCCACCAUCGGGCUUCAGAUGGCGGAAGCGGCAUCACAGCAUCAGCACUCACCCGUACACACACCGAUCGAGCUGGCCGCAGUACAUACCUCCACCCCAACCAGUGCCGUAAACGUCAGCCUGAAGGAUACUCCGACCUUACCGGCACGACCGUCCACAUCCGUACCAAAGCCGGAAAAGAAAGAGUAA
Molecule: messenger RNA, 2679 nt
Organism: Anopheles marshallii
Lineage: Eukaryota; Metazoa; Arthropoda; Insecta; Diptera; Culicidae
Exons: 5
Coding region: 1-2679 (892 amino acids)
Biological process (GO): potassium ion transmembrane transport; stabilization of membrane potential
Cellular component (GO): membrane
Molecular function (GO): potassium ion leak channel activity
Source: RefSeq, a predicted model, not a curated record